This is a messenger RNA of Paramecium octaurelia, 1078 nucleotides long. The record is from the annotation of a GenBank genome assembly. NCBI's taxonomy places the organism in Eukaryota, Ciliophora, Oligohymenophorea, Peniculida, Parameciidae.
AUGAAUAGUGAGGAAGAAAUUCUUAAAUAAUUUGAUACAUUGCUUAAAUAAGUAAAUAAUUUUGAGGACUAAAAUCCUGGUGAUGACAAAUUGAUGGAGCUAAUUGAGAAAUUCUAAUUAACCCAAUAGGCAAUUAUUAAACUCCACAUUUUUUCUCCAAAUGAGGAAUUCAAUGAAAUAAAAACAGAGCAUCUCAAAUUUUUUUUAUUGCCCUAUUAUGUUGGUUGGGCAUUAACAUAAGUGUAAAAUGAGGAUAUUCGGUAAAAAAAUGUCGAGACAUCUAAUUAUUAUGUGAAAGAAUUUUUAAAACUAUUAAAACAUUACGAAAUCCUAAAAGGGAAUCAAAUAAAAUUAUUUAAAUCCAUGGUGGAAAAUGAUACUUUUUAAAUUAAUAGAGAUGAUAAGAUAGCCAACUAUAAGGAACAACAAAUUUUGAAUAAACAAAUAUAGGUAUUUUUGGUUAUAACCACUUUAGAAUUUAUAAAAAUAAGAUGAUGAUAAAUUAUCGAGAGAAAUUAUAAAAUUGCAAUUAAAUUAAAAAAUUAUAUCUUCACUUGAUAUAUUGAAUACUAAUUAAUAGGAAUUGGAAAUACUAAAGUUUAAAUCACAAAUGAGAAAAGAUAAAGAACUUCUAUAGCAAUACCAAGAAUAGUAAGAAAAGCCAAUCCCAAAAAUGAAAGUUUGGAAUAUUCCAGUAACAAAUGAUAUUAACUAUCUUAUAGAAACCCACUAUGCAACCCUAAUUCUUUGAUCCGCACUGUCAACAUUGCUAAACUGAAGCAGAACUCAGACAGAAACAUGUUGCCGAAGUUUGGUAACCUAAUGCAUCCAGACUUCCAAAUAUGACAUUAGAAGAAUUUGCUGACUCAGAAAUGAAAGUAUUAUUAUUAAUAGAGUCUAGUUUGCCAAAGAUUAAGAAACAAAAAUGAAAAAAGCACAAGAAGAAUAGCAAAAAUUAGAAUAGGAUAAGGAUGAUGAUAAAGAUUAUUGGGCAGAUUAGUAAACAUUAAAAGAUAGAAAUUGGGAUGAUUGGAAAGAUGACAAUGAAAAAGGAGCUGGUAAUAAGAUGGGAAGAUGA